Messenger RNA from Penaeus indicus, 1955 nucleotides. Its product is annotated as pseudouridine-5'-phosphatase-like. The record is from RefSeq and is a predicted model, not a curated record. Lineage: Eukaryota; Metazoa; Arthropoda; Malacostraca; Decapoda; Penaeidae. Gene Ontology annotation, molecular function: phosphatase activity. The coding region runs from base 101 to 1009 and encodes 302 amino acids. The transcript has 5 exons.
AUGUGUUUAGCCCCGCGGUCACUGUUGUCGCCUCGUCAGCUGUUCUCAGACGAAAGCGAGAUUUUCCUUCGGCGUCGCACUUUUACGCAAAUUUAUCGCGAUGUCGACUUAUAAACCGGUGACGCAUGUUAUUUUUGACAUGGAUGGACUUCUGUUAGACACAGAGAGGCUGUACACCGAGGCCACACAGGUGAUUGCUUCGCAGUAUGGCAAGGUGUACACUUGGGAGAUUAAGGUCCAGUUGAUGGGCAUGAAGGGGCACAUGGCUGCCCAGCAUAUCAUUGACAGCCUCCAACUGCCUCUCACAGUUGACGAGUACCUUGCCAAAAUCAUAGAUCAGUACAAUAGUAUCUUUCCUAAUGCUAAAGUUUUGCCAGACACUGAGAAGCUUUACUCAGCUUCAACUCAGGCUGUGGUUAGUCCUUAUGGGAAGGAAUAUACCUGGGAGAUAAAGUGGCCUCUCAUGGGGCGGGUAGGCACUGAACUGGCCAAAGGAAUCAUAAAUGCCUUAGAAUUGCCAUUGUCACCAUCAGAAUAUCUUGUCAAGGUUGAGGAGGAAUAUAAAAAGAAUUUCCCUCAAGCACAGCUUCUACCAGGUGCAGAAAAGCUUGUGUUUCACCUCCAUAAACACAACAUUCCCAUUGCCAUUGCAUCAGGGGGAGCUCAAGAUAGUUUUGAGCUCAAGACAACCAAUCACAAGGAAUUAAUGUCCAAGUUUAGCCAUGUGGUGUUAGCCUCCACGGACCCAGAAGUGAAGAAUGGAAAGCCAGCGCCGGACGUGUUUCUCGUGUGCGCGAAUAGGUUUCCCGAUACGCCGAAACCGGAACAGUGCUUAGUGUUUGAGGAUGCGCCGAAUGGGGUGGCAGCAGGUGUGGCAGCAGGAAUGCAGGUUGUGAUGGUCCCAGAUCCUCGCAUGAAGGAGGAAAUGACCAAAGGUGCUACUCAGGUCCUCAAGUCACUAGAAGAUUUCAAGCCCGAGCUCUACGGGUUGCCACCUUACGAUGCUUAGGUCAUUUCCAGUGAUUAUCAGUGUAAAUUGUGAGAUAUUUCAUUUAUUUUAAUGUAUUUGGAUUUUCUUUUCUAUACUAUGCAGACUGUACAGUAUUGAAUUGAUUAUUUUUUGUGUAAUGUUUUAUUGGGGUUCGUAUUUUCAGAACUGUUAAUUGUUUUCAAGUUACUGAAAGGUAUAUGGUUGUGAUUUUCAGUAAACUGUCAGCUGUAUAAAUGUAAAAUAUGUAUUUUGAAAUUUUAAUGUGUCUAGAUACUGAAGUCAAUUUUGUGUAAAUAGUAAUUUUGAACAAUCCUCUAAUAUUGAAGUAUAUAUUAAAAAAAAAAAAUGUUUACCUGGUAAUGCUGUCAUGUCAUACUUGCUACAAACUAUUUUCACAAGUAAAAUCGUAUCUUAUUUUAUAAUUUCUUUUACCCAAAGAUAAAAAUCAGGUCUGUUACAUUUAUUUACAUUUUUUCCAAGCUUGGCAGCUUUAGACAGUGAAAGUUUGAAGAGAACAUCUUUUUAGUGCAAUGUGUUAUACAGAAAUGAUGCUAAUUUAACCUGUACGUUUUUUAAGGCUCAAGUUAAUUGUUUUUUUCUUUUAAGGAAAAUCAGUAACUAACCAUCAAUAAAUGGAUUCAAUAUUUUUUUAUAGAUGAUUUUUAAGCAAGUUGUAUGGCAGAUUUCUAAGAAUAAAUGUAGAUAUAACAUCAGUAUCAUUAAUAUUGCAUCAAUCAUCCAUCUCAUCAUCUAGUUGGUUAUAAUGGCUCAAUAAAUUUUGACCCAAUGAGUGGAGACCAACCCAACUAUGUAACCUACAGAUAUUGUGUUCUAGGCUAAUCCUGGAGUAGAUUCCAUCCAUCUAGUGACCAAACACUAUUAUGAAAUCAUGUUACAAUUCACAUGUGUUGAUGCUGUGUGGCAUGUACAAAAGGAAAUGACAUAAUAAAUGGGGAAAUCACAA